GUAUUGUUCUCUGUGGCUGGAGGACAGCAGGUAUAUGUUACCUUUCUGUAUCCCUUCACAAUGUAUCACUGCACUGGAUGAGAAUUGCAGGGCUGUGUGGCAGUAGGAGGCACCUCCCAGUUCAAUCCAUCAAUAAUCUGAUGCUCGUGUCUGACUACGGCCCCUGAGAUGCUGGGAUUUCCGAUCUAUGUUGUCCUACUUCUGUCCUACAUGAAACCGUCCUUCUGUCAGACCGACUGCUCCGACGUUGUGUGCGAGCCGACGGUGAACUGUAUUGAUGAGGUGUUGGAGGAGGGCUCCUGUUGCCCGGUGUGCGCCCAGCUCGGAUGCACCUGCGAAGGGUACCAGUACUACGACUGCGUGAAUGUUGGAUUUAAAGACGGGAAAGUUCCCGAAGGCGAAUCCUACUUUGUCGACUUCGGUAGUACAGAGUGCUCAUGUGCUAUGGGGGGAGGAAGGAUCAGCUGCGACUUUAUCCCAUGUCCCGAAUUACCGCCCAACUGCAUUGACGUCAUCCAGCCCGCGGACGCCUGCAUCCAGUGCGGGAGGAUCGGCUGCGUCCAUGGGAGUGAGAAGUACGAAGCGGGGCACACCUUUCACAUGUCACAAUGCAAGUUCUGCCACUGCCCCAAUACCGGGGGUGACUUAAUGUGCUACGCUGUACCUCAAUGCGACACGGAUGCCAACAGUACCACUCAUCUUAUGGACACGACCGAGAGUGACCCAGAGAGACAAUAUGACUAUCCCUAUAGCCACGAGCAGGACCCCCUGGACUCCACAAGCCAUGAAGUUUAUGAAAAAAAUAACAAUUUCAAAAGGAACGCCAUGCAGGACCAUUCCAUGUUGGAUUAUAAUGAUAAGGUAGAUGAUGACUCUUUGUCUACAACCAUGCACCCAACCAAGUUGGUUCAAUCGACAAAUUCCCAUUCUACAAUGCCCUUCACCUCCCAACCACCUACACUUGGGGUAUCUACAGAUAAUACCUACAUCACCGAGAACAGUAGCACUAUGUCACUAGCAACAUCCAAGAAAGCUCAUGCUGAUGACUUCAUGGAGACCACAACACAACCAACUCAACAAGACCUUGUCGAGCAGAACAGUCCAACUCCACCAACACCGUCAAAGCCAACUGAUCCAAACAAGGUCUCAACUAUGGGAAAGGGCCUUGAGAAGGAAGAGACUCCAAAAUUUGGUCUACAAGUAGCUAACGCUGAGUACACCUUUCCAACAGUCCAUAGAGCUGGUCUCCCAGAAGAGGAAAAGGAAGCAAGUACCUUCUCACAGGCAGUAAAGGCGACCACAGCAGCUGGUCAUUUCAGCCCGAGUCCCUCCGCAGAGCCUCAAGUUCUGUUCCCUGUUCUGCUGGCAGAGGGCAGAGUUCCACAGAACAAUUUAAAUCAUUCAAGGUCACAUGAUGGGUCAGCUAAGGAGAUGGUAGAGACCUGCUGUGCGGCCGGCCAGCAGUGGUCUAUUGACCAUGGAGAAUGUGAGAAGAUGCCGUUCAGUGCUGAUGACGACUGCCGCUUGGCAGAGAAGCAAUGCUGCAUCUCUUACGUGCGGGAGAAUACCUGUAUCGCUGGGAUGAUUGCGGCUAAAGAGGACGGAAUCUGCCUGCCGACGGAGCAUGAGAACUGCGAGAGGUCGCACUUCAAGCUGUGCUGCAACUGCUGCUCUCUAGGCCUGAAGAUUAGGAAUGAGGGUCACUCCUGUGAGUCCAACCUAAACCUGGGCUACCCCUGUAACCAUAUGAUAAUCCUGUGCUGCAACGGAGAAGAGCAACUUCUCCCGCCCGAAGUUAAAGUCUUGUCUAAGACAGAAGCGACUCCAAAGCCUGAUAAAGAUGUCGAUGAAUGUGCCCUAAACACACACACCUGUGUACCUGGAGAACGCUGCAUUAACACUGCGCAGUCAUUCGUGUGUAUCCCGGAGGUCAUAUGUGAGACCGGCUUUCUGUUAGAGGACGGAGUUUGUCAAGAUAUAAAUGAAUGUGCCUCGGUUCCGGCCCCCUGCAAGCAGGGCUUCACCUGCGUAAACACCCUGGGGUCCUACGUCUGCCAGAGAAAACACUUGAAUUGUAACAAAGGAUAUAAAGCAAACGACAACGGGACAAUGUGCAUUGAUAUCGAUGAAUGCAGCAACACGGCGCAUAACUGCUCUGCGGAACAAUCCUGUUAUAAUCUCCCGGGGACCUACCGCUGUGACUGUAAGGCCGGGUAUCGUUACGACACGUUCAGGAGGAAAUGCAUGGACAUAAAUGAGUGCUGGCUGUAUCCGGGACGCUUGUGCCACCACACCUGUGACAAUACGGUGGGGUCAUACCGGUGCGCGUGCUUUGCUGGGUUUCAGUUAGCGGAGGAUGGGAAACGCUGUGAAGACGUGAACGAGUGUGAGCAGAACCCGUGUAACCAGGAGUGCAGCAACAUCUACGGGUCCUAUCAGUGCUACUGUAAGCCGGGCUACAAGCUGGGCGAUGACGGCAUCACGUGUGAAGAUAUUGAUGAAUGUAUUCAGAGCAUUGGAAGCAUUUGUGUUUUCGCCUGCAUUAACACCCCCGGGAGUUACCAGUGUGCCUGCCCGGAACACGGGUACACGAUGUCAGCAAACGGCCUCACCUGCAAAGACAUUGACGAAUGUGAAAUCGGGACACACAACUGUUCAUCGUCGGAGGAGUGCUACAAUAUCCAGGGAAGCUACAAGUGCCUGGCCUUCGACUGCCCGGAAAAUUACAGAAGAGUUUCAAACAUGAAAUGUGAGCGGAACACCUGCUCCAAUUACCUGGACUGUCAGAACACGCCUACGCGAAUCUCCUACCACCGGCUCACUUUCCCGACCGGCGUGGUGGUGCCGGCACAGAUAUUCCGGAUCGCCCCAUCUCCGGCGUAUGCCGGGGAUAAUAUCAUCAUGGACAUCAAGAAGGGAAAUGAGGAAAAUUAUUUCAGCGCCAGGAAAUUCAACCCCUACACCGGGAUCCUCUACCUGCAGAGGCCCGUGCGGAAGCCCAAAGAUUUCCUGCUGGACGUGGAGAUGAAACUGUUCCGUCAGGGAAUGGUGACAAGUUUCCUCUCCAGAAUCUACAUAUUUAUCACUGCGGCGCCCAUGUCUUAAUAUUUACAUUGUGCUACUUAACGUAUAAUAAGGGGGCAGGCGGUGAAUACAGGGACGCACAUUUAUGUACGUUAUAUACUAAGUAUAGGUUAUGUAACAUCUCGCUAUCUGUGUACAAUAUAUACUAAGAAUACAGGUCAUAUAACAUCUCAGUAUCUGUGUAUAUACAGGUUAGUCAUGAGAGUAGGCGGGGGCGGUGGGGGGUGGGACGGAUUCAGGUCUGAAAAACACAUGGACCAAAAAAUGUCUUACUCAGGUGCUAGUUUAUGUUCAGGUCACAUGACCGACAGCGGCCUCCCAACAUCGGAGGAGGUAAGUAUUGUCCAGGCGCUGUUCUCCUGAGUGGUGUCGUGUCAGGAUUCUGGUGUCGGUCACAUGACCGCCGGGAUGCCGAACACAUUCCAAUUUACACUACAAAAAAAACAGCAAACAAAUUCCCCCAGCACACUGCAAAUAAUCUAGUCUACAUUAACCACUCCCUCUCAUGCACCUUUGAUGGAACUAUAAAUUGAUCUGAGCAACUUCCAUUCUAUGUAUCUUUGUCCUGUGGUGCAUGGAUGGGGUUAAUAGUCGGAGAGUCUACUGAUCCCUGUAGCGCCAUGUUGGGGGUUCUUGGGGGGCCUCCAGGUGAGUUGGCUUUCAAUUUAGAAAAAUAUAAAUAUACAGUAUGACCCAAAGUGAGUGCUGUUAUCAUUUAGUGUAGGACCGCCAGAGCAGAGACGUCUUUCCAUGACUGAUGGCUUACCGUAUGUUUUCAAAUGCAUGUAACUGAGAUCUCUGUAUUACUAUUAUCAUGUAGGAUGUAAAUCUCAUUAUGUUGGCCUAUUUGCAGUGUGCUGGGGGAAUUUUUCAUCCUAUCAAUGCUCAUUUAGUGUAGAACUGCCAGAGCAGAGAUGUCUUAUACUCCCCCCCUUUCACACUGCCAAUGCAGAAUCCCACCUGGGAAUUGGAAACGGGUCCUUCCCGGGUGGGAUCCAGCAUUGACCGCUGCAGGCUUCCCUGACCCAGCAAUAUGCCGGGCGGGUUGCCAUAGCAGUGGGCGGCGGGGGGCGGAGGCGGCGCUGGGAGAUGAGAUCAUCUCUGCGCCACCUCUUCCUGCUGUAGUAAAUGGGUCCCGGGACGCGUCGACCCGGGAGCCCGUUUACGCAACCACUGACCCGGUAUUCAACCCGGGUAUAAUACUGCUUUAUUCCCGGGUUGAAUUGCCAGGUCAGGAGACCCGGGAUUUCGGCUAUGCCCCUUUCAAUAUGCCGGGUCGAUACAGGGUUAUUUGUGCGGUGUGAAAGGGGUAUUACCGUGACUGAUGGCUUACUGUAUGUUUUCAAAUGUAUGUAACCAAGAUCUCUGUAUUACUAUUAUCAAGUAGGAUGUAAAUCUCAUAUAGUUGGCCUAUUUGCAGUGUGCUGGGGGAAUUUUUCAUCCUAUCAAUGCUCUAGGGCCAAGUGACAUCACCAAAGUAUGAGGUACUCUGCGUGUCAGUGAUGCCACUCUCAGGAAUAUUGGUUCAGCCCAGGAAACACACCAUACAUAAAUAAAGUGAAACUCAGGCUUCUUGUUAUUAAUUUUAUAUUUUUAUAUUAAAGUUAAAUACAUUUAAAAAAAAAGACCAGAUAUUACACAUUACAAACACGCUUUUUUUUUUACUCACUCCUAUGUUUGGACGUAUCCCCUCCCAUGUUACACUCCCAUGUUAUUAGGACUUGUCUCGUUUCCUGUGUUAGAUCUGAAGGAUCAGGUUCAAUUUCAUUUAGCUGGAGAAACGUUAUCUUAUAGUAACUCUGCUACUGUACGUGGAAUAACAACUGCAUGUUACACAUCUGUGGUAUGAUUUAUUUAUUUUGUUUUAAUUUAUGUAAAUGGCUGUAACAUUGUUUAAUCCCACAAUAAAAAUUUCCUAAUCAAAUGAAA
This is a messenger RNA of Pseudophryne corroboree (corroboree frog), 5013 nucleotides long. Its product is annotated as fibulin-2-like. Gene Ontology annotation, cellular component: extracellular region. Lineage: Eukaryota; Metazoa; Chordata; Amphibia; Anura; Myobatrachidae. Gene Ontology annotation, molecular function: calcium ion binding. The record is from RefSeq and is a predicted model, not a curated record. Bases 169 to 3105 code for a protein of 978 amino acids. The transcript is spliced from 13 exons.